AUGCACAACGAGACUCAAUACCAGAAUCCAAUCGUUCCAGGAUUCGCCCCUGACCCCUCAGUUGUGCACGUCGAUGGUGUCUUCUACCUUGCUACAUCUUCAUUUCACUUCUUUCCCGGAUUGCCUAUCUACGCAUCUCGGGACUUGAAAGAAUGGACACAUAUCGGCCAUUCAAUGGUCGCAUCCGGGGGUCUCUUCGCUCCUACGAUUAGAUACCACGACGGGGUUUUCUAUAUCGUCUGCACGAACGCGGGUCACGGCGGCAAAACUCUUCGAACAGAUAACUUUGUUAUUUCUACCACCGACAUCUGGAGUAGCAACUGGAGUGACCCAAUCCCCAUCUCAUUCAAAGGUAUCGAUCCAGGGCUGUUUUUCGACGAUGACGGCCGUGUCUACUUCCACGGCUGCUUCCUUCUCGAUCGUACGAAACAGCCAUCGUGUACGAUCAUGCAAUUCGAGAUCGACAUUAAGACAGGGACACCAUUGUCAGAGCAACGAGAGAUCUGGCAAGGUCAUGCUAGAUAUGACACGGAAGGUCCACACAUCUACAACCUCGGAAAGUGGUACUACUUGCUGGUUGCCGAGGGGGGUACCUUCGAGCAUCAUAUGCUAUCCCUCUCGAGAUCAGAGAGUAUUUGGGGUCCAUAUGAAGACUUCAAGGGCAAUCCUAUCCUGACGGCGGACGGCAAGGUUGACGAGUAUAUCCAGAACACUGGGCAUGGCGAUUUGUUUCAAGACGCCAAUAGCCAAUGGUGGGCAGUGGUUUUGGGCGUAAGGAACGAAAAGUCUUGUCAACCUCUGGGAAGAGAGACGUUCCUUACACCUGUUGAUUGGCCUGACGGGGGUUGGCCAGUGAUUUCUCAGCCGAGAAUGGAGUUCACUGGUCUCGUAGCGACGAGCUUCUCUGAGCGAAACGGGAAUAGGAUGGAUGCGGCAAGCCGAUUGAUCCCCUCAGCGAGAGUGGAAGAUCUUUUUAUCAGGGACCCGGACCUGUCAAGAUACAGGUUGCCAGACACAGAUAACGGCCCAUACAUUCUCUUCCCCAGUCAGAGUGUCUUAUCAACGCCAGCGGGAACCAACACGUUUAUCGGCAAACGUCAGAGGAGCCUCAACUCUACCGCAACUACAUCCAUAGACAUUGCCACCACAGGGACAGUGGCUCGUCGGGGCAUCAAGGCAGGGUUGGCCGUCUACAAGGACCACAUGCGGCACGUAUCCCUAAGUUACGACUUUGACGCCGGAGAAGUUGUCUGUCAUGCUUGGAAUGCGUCCACAGGACUCGACAGAACAUCAACAACCACUUUGCAGGUCGGGGAAACCACAAAGACUCUAGGCCUCAAGAUCAUCGCAACAUCGACCAGGUACCGAUUAUUUGCCAUGGACUCAACAUCGGAAGUGGAGGAAGAGUGGCUGGAGCUAGGGUCCUGCGAGACUCGGGAAUUGGCUGCGCGGGAGAUGACGGGCCCGGUCUUUGGUACUUUUGCGCACACCACUACAGCAGGCGAGCAUACAGGGGUUACGUUUCUAGAUCUCAAGAUCGAAGAUCAGUGA
Fusarium vanettenii 77-13-4 is the source of this 1551-nucleotide messenger RNA. RefSeq lists its product as uncharacterized. Gene Ontology annotation, biological process: carbohydrate metabolic process. The coding region runs from base 1 to 1551 and encodes 516 amino acids. The transcript is spliced from 2 exons. Lineage: Eukaryota; Fungi; Ascomycota; Sordariomycetes; Hypocreales; Nectriaceae. The record is from RefSeq and is a predicted model, not a curated record. Gene Ontology annotation, molecular function: hydrolase activity, hydrolyzing O-glycosyl compounds.